CCGCGAGAUGCACAUGGCGCGAUGGCUGUUCUCAGGGUUGCAUCGCAAGUUGUCACCGAUUGGGUUUUACUCCUCGAUGACACUGCUCUCUCUACCAUAAGCGUGGAAAUUCGAGCUGUACUUCUCAAUCCACCCCAUUCUUCUAUCCCGGUAGGACCUAGAGGCUUUCGCACAUCAUGCGUUGCUCCUUCCCGAGUGCCUGAGAAGGCUUCGUACUUAGUGCCACCUUUUGUGAUGCCGAGGACUCUAGCAUACUCCACCAGCCGCGCUUCCGAUUCUCACUUUUGGCGCGACUUUGGAACUCACAUCGCAUUUAUAACUAAUCGCGAACACGGCGGAGUUGUGCUACCAUUUUCUCCAGGGAAAGAUCCCGCUUGGUGUAGACCCCCAAAAGGUUUUGGCGCCUUGGAUAGUCUCGUAAAUAUCCCUCAUCUCCCCAGUAACAGUAGCGUUGAUUCAACUCCUCGUUGCUCUGUUGUUGAGGAUCGUCAGCUUCAGCCGGUGUUCAUCAUCCUAUUUCCAACCUUGAGCGAUCUGCAGACAUUUGCGUCGGUUCCUUGCCAGCUUCAAAGAAAGGGAUUUCUGGUAUAUGCCGCGGUGUAUUCUCUGGUCGUCACAUCACCUUCCUCAAAACAGUCGUUCAGUCAUGGAUCGUGCGUCAUCCAAUAUAGCAUUCUGUCUGAACCCCAGGACUACUCCUUACAGGUCUAUCGCAUCUUCGGCCGUCCCCCAGAUAUUGUAUUAUCUCUGAAUGAACUUGAACUUGCGACCACCUCUGCUACCAGAGUGCGUUUACCUCGGCGGGACCUACCCUAUUGUGUAUGGAUGGGGGCACUUUCGUUUUCUGAAUGGCGAAAUUGGAACAUUCCACAAGUCGAUGUUAGUGUCAUCACUAAGGAUAGACCACAUUCCUUGGCUCGAUUAUUGAGUUCGUUCGCCAGCGGGAGAUUCUACGGUGACCGACUGGAUCUGAGAAUCAAUUUGGAACAAUCGUCCGAUGAUGCUACUGUGCAUCUGGCUCGCAAUUUCCAAUGGAUUCACGGUAGCGUCUUCAUGCACCAUCGGGUCAUUCAUGGAGGACUGCUGCCUGCUGUGGUUGAAUCUUGGUAUCCAAAUUCGAAUCACAGCUACGGUCUUUUGCUUGAGGAUGAUGUAGAACUAUCACCCUUGUUCUAUGCAUGGAUCAAAAUGACCAUCCUUCGCUACCGCUACGGCGAGGAAUGUAAUGUGUCACCACAACUUUUCGGUGUCAGCCUUUAUCAACAAAAGCAUAUCGAACUUCAUUCCGACGGACGGAGAAAAUUUGAUGCACGGGCUCUCUUCAAGAGCUUGGAAUUGCCGGUGUCAUCACCAUACCUUUCACAAAUCCCUUGCAGCUGGGGCGCGGUAUACUUCCCGGAACACUGGCGCGAAUUCCACGAUUAUCUGUCGGUCCGGUUUUCCGAACUAUCUCUCAAAAUCGACGCUACCAUCGUUCCCGAGGUACGCUCUAACCAAUGGAGAAAAUCGUGGAAGAAAUACUUUAUCGAGCUGGUAUAUCUUCGCGGCUACGUUAUGCUUUAUCCCAACUUUGCUGAUUUCGUCUCGCUAUCUACGAACCACCUUGAAGUUGGCUCCCAUGUGAAGGACCGCUCGAAAGAGAAGCGAGACUUGUUUCUCCUCCCGCUGAUGCAGUUGACGGACGGUACUGAACCUUCUGUCUUGUUGGACUUGCCAGGGAAGACGUUACCGGAAUGGCGCUCACUUCCUGUUUUGAAUCUCACAGGAUCGAUAACCUCACUUGAAUCUGUGGUCGCGGUGGGGCGCGCAGCUCGAUCUGAAAUGUUUACGGAAUGCGCAGAGGAGUCGUCUCUUUACAGGGCUCAGCAGCUUAUGUGUGUAGAGUUGUAGAAAUGACAUUCUCUCAGGACACCAAAUAAGGAAAUUUUCACGCACGUGGAAGCCAAUGUGAUCAAUUUUGCAACAUGCUCUUUGCUAACUUCAAUCAGGAUUUCUCAUGCGUGUCGGUCGGCACUCGGAG
Desarmillaria tabescens is the source of this 2020-nucleotide messenger RNA. RefSeq lists its product as uncharacterized. The coding region runs from base 22 to 1890 and encodes 622 amino acids. NCBI's taxonomy places the organism in Eukaryota, Fungi, Basidiomycota, Agaricomycetes, Agaricales, Physalacriaceae. The transcript has 5 exons. The record is from RefSeq and is a predicted model, not a curated record.